CGUCUAAUUAAGACAUUUCAUGAAUAUAUCUUUUGCAUAUAAGUGAUCCCGUUGCCUCCUCACUCAUCCUUCGUCUGAUUAAUCACCACUUUUCUUGUAAGAGCUUGUCCAGGAGAGUUUCUUAAGCAUAGGAAAGAAAAAUGAGAGUUGAUAGAGAGGGAGGAUUAUUUUCUCUAGCAUUAUUUGUAAUGCUAAUGCUCUUCGAGGCAAAUGGUGGCAGAGCUGCAGAAAUGUUAAUGGAGAAGAGCAACACCACUUUCCGUUGCAGUGGCCGCCUUGACGACUGCCGCAUUGCUGAAGAUAUGGAACUGGAGCUGUUGAUGGAUUCCCACAUUAGCCGAAUGCUCAUCGGUAGCGAUGGAAAAGCUGUGAUUGGCUUCACCAAUGUCGCCGGUAAAAUUAUACCAUGUGGCCCUGGUACACAGUAUGGUCCAUGCGUUAAGGGCAAGAAAGUUCCGAAAAAUUGCAGUACAUUUAACCGCGAGUGCCAGUAGAAAUAAUACCGUAAAGCAACUUAAAUCAUCCCUGGACACUGCUUGUGUGAGUGACAUUCAUACUGUUCUUCCCUGUCUUUCUGUCAUAAAUCAAUUUGCUUUUCUUUCAUGAGUAUGUGUACUACUUAUUGUCUUAAUUAUCCACUUAUUUGUUAGUCAGUGUUUUCAAAGUUAA
Theobroma umbraticum is the source of this 669-nucleotide messenger RNA. NCBI's taxonomy places the organism in Eukaryota, Viridiplantae, Streptophyta, Magnoliopsida, Malvales, Malvaceae. The record is from RefSeq and is a predicted model, not a curated record.